Messenger RNA from Hemiscyllium ocellatum (epaulette shark), 6734 nucleotides. Its product is annotated as potassium voltage-gated channel subfamily KQT member 1. Gene Ontology annotation, molecular function: voltage-gated potassium channel activity. The record is from RefSeq and is a predicted model, not a curated record. NCBI's taxonomy places the organism in Eukaryota, Metazoa, Chordata, Chondrichthyes, Orectolobiformes, Hemiscylliidae. The coding region runs from base 400 to 2382 and encodes 660 amino acids. The transcript is spliced from 17 exons. Gene Ontology annotation, cellular component: voltage-gated potassium channel complex; membrane. Gene Ontology annotation, biological process: potassium ion transport; transmembrane transport.
GGGAUUUUACUGCGGAACCUCCGGGCUACCUGGCCGGGCUCCGGUUCCCUUCUAGUGUGUCUGUCCUUCCCCUCUCCCCACACCCCCUCCCCCCUUCCUUUUGACGGCUGUCUCUAGUUUCUCAAGCCUUCCCCCGGGUACCAUUAUAAUCGGAGACAUGAAGCAAAGCCACGAGGUUCCGCCGGGUUCGUGUUGCUUUGAGACAGAGUAGAGGGCUUGUUAUUUUUGUUUUGGAGGGGAGGUGAAGGUUGAGGAGGAGGUGACUACUGGGGGUGUUGGUGAGGGGAAUUGAUCCGGCCCCCAUCGCCAGCACCCAGUCAGGCUGCGGUUGCUUUGUUGUGCUCGGUCUGAACACCAGAAGCCCCAACGCUGCCUGCUUGCGUUUCCCUCCGCACACCCAUGUCCUCGGAAGUCAAGUCGCGAUGGAGUGGCUCUGGUUCCCUGAAGAGCAGUUCGGCCCGCAUAUCGACCAUGCUGGAGAUGUCUGAGAACGCGGCCAGCGCGCAGUAUGAGCCGGUCCCGCUGCCCUUGCAGAGAAGCAACAGUCCCGAGGGGGCUACCCACAAUAACCCGCCGAUCCAAGCCGCCGACAGCCAGCCGGAGGUGAUCAUUAACCCUGACAUUCCCCCGAAAGCUGUGUCCUUGCCUGCCCACAUGUCCUCUUACAGCGGCCGCAAGCCCCUCUUUUCCAAAGUCAACAUUCAGGGGAGAACUUACAACUUCUUAGAACGUCCAACCGGCUGGAAAUGUUUUAUCUACCACUUCACAGUAUUUCUUAUCGUUCUGGUUUGUCUCAUCUUCAGCGUCAUGUCGACCAUUGAGCAGUACCAUUACUUUGCCAAUAGAGCUCUUGUUUGGAUGGAGAUUGUAUUAGUGGUAUUUUUUGGAACGGAAUACAUUGUCCGACUGUGGUCAGCAGGCUGUCGCAGCAAAUACGUUGGAUUUUGGGGAAGGCUGCGCUUUGCCAGGAAACCAAUCUCGAUCAUCGAUCUCAUAGUAGUGGUAGCUUCAGUUAUAGUCCUCUGUGUGGGAUCAAAUGGACAAGUCUUUGCAACAUCAGCCAUCAGGGGCAUUCGUUUCCUGCAAAUCCUUCGAAUGCUACAUGUCGAUCGACAGGGAGGCACCUGGAGACUUUUGGGAUCGGUUGUCUUUAUCCAUCGACAGGAGCUGAUUACAACCCUUUACAUCGGGUUCCUGGGCCUGAUCUUUUCUUCCUACUUUGUGUAUCUGGCUGAAAAAGAUGCUGUGGAUGACAGUGGCUCCCAACAGUUUGGUAGUUAUGCAGACGCCCUAUGGUGGGGUGUGGUGACAGUCACAACAAUCGGAUAUGGAGACAAGGUUCCCCAGACCUGGAUCGGCAGGACAAUUGCUUCAUGUUUCUCCGUCUUUGCAAUUUCGUUUUUUGCACUUCCAGCUGGGAUUUUGGGUUCAGGGUUUGCUCUCAAGGUUCAACAGAAACAACGCCAGAAGCAUUUUAAUCGUCAGAUUCCAGCAGCUGCUUCUCUCAUUCAGACAUCAUGGAGAUGCCAUGCAGCAGAAAACUAUGAAUCUGCAACUUGGAAAAUGUAUGUCCGACAGCCAGUCAAAGCUCAUGCUCCGUCUCCAAGUCCAAAGGCAAAGAAAUUACCGGGCAAGAAAAAGAAGCCCAAAAUUGAUAAAGAUAAUGGACUGAACUCUGAGAAGGCACUAAAUGUGCCUAACAUCACAUAUGAUCAUGUCGCUGACAAGGAUGACCGAAAAUCUGAAAACUCAAACAUCGAUGGAUGUGAUUCAUCAGUGAAGAAAUCCCUGGGAAUGCUUGAUGUGAACAGUGGAGCCUUGUCGAGAGCAAACAGCUAUGCAGAUGAUCUUGACCUUAUCGAGGGAGAGCCAGUCCUGGCUCCCGUCACACACGUUUCUCAGUUGAGGGAGUCCCACAGGGUUACCAUCAAGGUAAUUCGCAGGAUGCAGUAUUUCGUAGCAAAGAAGAAAUUUCAGCAAGCCAGGAAGCCUUACGAUGUUAGAGAUGUGAUCGAGCAGUAUUCUCAGGGUCAUCUCAACUUGAUGGUGCGAAUCAAGGAAUUGCAAAGAAGACUAGACCAGUCCUUAGGAAAACCAACCAUGUUCCUCUCUGUCUCAGAAAAAAGCCAGGACAGGGGAAAGAACACAAUCGGGGCAAGACUUAAUAGAGUAGAGGAGAAGGUCGUGGACAUGGAUCAGAAGUUAAAUACCAUUACGGGUAUGUUGCAGCUUUUGGUUGCCAACCAGCAGGAACAGCCCCACCCUCAGGCUGACCCUCAGGCAGAGAGAUCCACGAUACAAGCUGUUGCAUCAACUCACAUCUCCUUGCCCAGCUACGAGCAGUUGACCGUGCAUAGGAAAGACCAAGACAACGUGGCCUGAUCUCUGAUCCUCUACUUUCUGAAAUUUAGUAGCGUUGAAGAGAUUGGAAGAGACCUGUUCAAUAUUGUAAGAUAGCCCUCAAGGUCGCAUGCACAACUGGCACAAACCACAGGAAGGGCUGAACAUUUACUGAAGAAGUCUGUGAAACUUGAAAGCACCCACCAUUAGACUGUGUAUGUUUUCGCAGCCCAGGCAUCCCUUCCCAUUCCGGUUUGCGGAUCUCACCAGUUUUGCAAAGGAAGAGUACGUCAUACCACUCUGCCAAGCUUCAGAAAUCUCCUGAUUACAUUUCAACUCUCCUCUGGUUGUUUUCGUUCAGGCAAAUGUGACGAUUGUGCUUGGACUACCUGAUAGAUAAGAGGAUAAGACCAAUAGCACACAAUUGUAAUCCUUUUUAGAGUAGACGUGAUGUUUUAAAUUGCAAAACUCACUAUGGUGUAUGAUUGAGAACCAUUUGAAGCUCAAAGUCAGUGUAUUGCACGCACUCUUCUCCCACCUUCUCAGUGGCAGCCUAAGAUGUAUUUAAUUAUAAACAAAGGGACCUCUCCUGUCUCUCUUUCACAUCUGAUCUGGGCAGCAUACUAAGCAUAAGGGUGACAUCCAGGAAAAAUCAAUCUGGGGUCAGUUGCCCACGGCACAAUGGGUCAGUGUCCACCAACUAGUCUUUUAUCCCAGUUUGUUCCAGGAUUAGUGUUUUCUUCAGGACUGGAAUGUGCAUACUUCCUCAUUAGCUGAAGUCCUCCACACUUGGGUUCACUCAAAUUACUACACUUGGGUUUUCCUUCCCCAUUUUAUUUUUGAAUGCCUUCAGGCGAGUGGGGCUGAUACAGCCUCAGCUACACUUCUCCUUUUAACUGGAACAAUGGGGAUGGCCAUGACUUCCCCUGUCACUGUCAGUAUGACUUGGUGAUUGACAAGUGAGCUCGGGGCAGCCACUGACUUGUUUGUUUUCCCCUAACUUCCCCUUUCCAAUGAUUCUCAGGAGUUGGCAGGCCAACAUACUACUGCAAACAAUGUUUGACUUCCCUCUACAAACGAAGCAAAGUGCGGCUAGGGGUUUAACUGAUGACUCUUUGCAGGAUUUAAAAGAAAAUUGCUUGGGAAAUUUUGACUGUGGCAAUAGUGUGAAGCCGCAAGAGAGUAGGAUUUUACAUCCCAAUUUUUUACGGCGCUCUUGGGUGAACAACUGGGAAUGAUUCAUUGGUUUAUCAGCUGAUUAUAUUUCCCCAGUCCCUCCCAACCUUCGGUCAACAUUCUUUUCCACAACUAGCGCGUGCGGUUUUAAUGUGCGUCAGUCAUUACGCAAUUCGAUGGAAUGGAGGCAAGGACCAGCUGAGCUUCAAACCUCAGGGAUCGAUUUCACCUUCUUCACUUUUAAGUGAAAAGCAGGCAGAAGCAUUCUCCAUAAUCUCUGCCAGCUCACUGCCAGGGGAGGGGAUGUGAGAAAGUUCCAACAUAGAUGGAGUUGGCAAUUCCGACGCAUCAAUUCCACUCAAUGUGUUGGAAUUUCAAAUCACCUUCCCGGUUUACUGGCUGUCCAAAUGAGUGACUUGUAUCACUGACCAACAUCCGAGAUAAGCCAAAGGCCCACGGAUUUAUUCAUCAAAAGGCAAUCACUAAUCUGUCGGGUGCCGACCCCAAUCAUUCCAGCCAGGAUCUCAAGUGGUGGGGACAAUGGGAGGAGGAGAGGCGUGAGAUGUGAAAUGGAGAUGACCUGCUAUAAAUCCUAAACUUGAAAUAAAUAAAAACAGAAAAUGCUAGAAAUACUCAGCAAAGCUGACACCAUCGGUAGAGAAAGAGACACAAAGCUUUUCUGCCAGCAAAACACCGACUCUCUGUCCCUUUUGUGUCCGUGGCAAGAAAGAUUGAGCAGGAUGUGUAAUGGGUGACCACUUUGCUGCUACCCAUUUUGUGCCUCCUUCCCCACUGAAGUUUAUCCUAAUGGUCAUAUGGUACUGGAUCAGACAACGCAGGAAGAUAUAAAACUUGGUCAAUAAAAACCCAAAGGCACUCCUAAUGCUGUAAAAAAAAUAGAAUUUGCUGGAAAAACUCAGCAGGUCUGGCAGCAUCUGUGCAAAGAAAUCAGUUCCGAGGAAGGGUCAUUCACCCUAAAGCAUUAACUCUGAUUUCCCUCCACAGGUGCUGCCAGACCAGCUGAGCUUUUCCAGCAAAUUCUAUUUUUUCUUUUUGGCUGUAAAACUCAGUGCUCAGUCUGCGUUGACCCUGAACUGAGGCCAGCAGUUAGGAGGUAGUGUGACCACUUGCUUCCAAACCCCAGAGUUAGAAAGAGGUUUGGGAGGAGAGUCAAUGGUGAUUGUUUAACCUGUUCUGGGAAGGGCUCUGUGAAAUCAGGAUUGAUCUGAAUUGCAAUGCACUCAAUUCCCAGUUAAGAGUUAAGACAAAGUUUGCUGCUUACCCCAGUGGUAUGGAGCUACUCCUCUGGUACCUGUUGACCUUGCCACUUUGGGCAGCAGUCAUAUAUAUAUAACACCUUGACCCACAUUGGCAGACAUUUGAUAAUUAUAUGCAUCAUGACAUCAUGUCAUCCAAUGCACUUAUCACCAAUUGUGCCUUUAUGACAUUAGGCUCUGGGACAUGCUAUGCAUUCUAUAAGAAACAGGUAAGGAGUUGACAAUUUAAACUUGAGGCACUUUGUGAAUAAGAUUAAGGUUUGGAGGAAAACAUGCUUUGGGUUGCACCCAGCCGAGUCACUCCCGUCUCGGGCGAGCAAGCACCACAUUCCUGAUCGGUCGAGCAUCAUUGUGCAAUACCGGAAUUCCAGAAAAGUGGAAAAUCUGACCCCUCUCUCUCCACACUUGUUCACAUUUAUCACCGGAACUCUACCAGUUUAACACACCCAGCAGUGCUGGAUCGGGAGGUGGUGAGUGCAGGGAGUUUGGACAAAGUCUAGUGGACGGAUUACUGUGAUCUUCUGUUACUCAGAAUUUUUGUUGUCUUCCGUUUUCAGAAGAAGCCAUGCAUAUUUUAUUCUAUCCUAACUUCCUGCUCUCCCUUCGUCUUUUCCUCGUGGGACCUUGCACAUAGCCACUUUAUUGUUAUGUUUGUUUGACACUUGCCGGAUGUGUUGACACUCAUUGGUUUUGUUUGCCAGUUGAUAGACCUAGUCAAAAGUUUUAAUUGUACUGUAGCCAUUGAAACAAGGAUGCAUGCCAUUGACCCACUGCCCCUCAUCACUUGCUCACCCUUCCCCUCCCAAUCUGGCAGCAAUGGAGAGACUUGAAAUCUCCACUUGGUAAUAAAAAGAUUCAAAUAAACUAGCGUUGAGAUCGAAUACAGGGCAGAUCUCAACGAAAACCUUCUGUAGUGCCAGCCCAGGUUUGCUCCCAUUUUAAGGGAUGGGAAAGGAGCCAAGUCAAGUUGAAGCCACUAUGUCAAAUACUAAUAUUGUUCAAAGGAUCAGCCAUCCAAGAAACUAAUGAUAUCGUAAAAUGCUAGGGAAUUUCAGUGAAGUCCAGUUCAUCUCAAAAUUGUAAGCGAUGCCAUGACAAUUGCACAAAGCACUAUACCUAAUAGUUUUCUUUUUAAGAAUGAAGUCACUUGGUGCCUGCCAGGGGUACAAUUCUAUGUACAAAGAUCUAUUUACAGUUGGAUAAUAGGAAAACCAACAUGUCAAUCAACAAAAUGAAGAAUUCUUUUAUCUGUAUAUAUAAAGACAUAGAUUAUAUAUAGUAGAUUUUCUACUGAUAUUUACAACCUGGGGUUUCAUAUAAAUUUUAUAAAUUUUCCUUCUCAAAUGAGGUUGAUUCAAUUAAAAACAUUGCUGUAAUAAUGUAGAAUGGGUUGAUAGAUCAUUUCCUCCUCAACAAACUUUCUCCUUCUCGCUCUCUCCUUUGUCUAAUCAUGUAAAUAUUUUCUUUCUCCCUCACAGCUCUUUAUCUCCUUUUAUCUUCCCCUCUGUUCCCAUCCUCAUUUCCCAUUCUAUCUAUUAUUCCCUCCUCUCUACAUUGUCCUCUUUCUUUCCAUCCUUGUAGCAGUUUUCUGUUUCCCCUCGCUUUCUUUUCUCCUUCCUGUCUCUUUUUCACAUUAGCCUCUCUCGCUUUUCACCUCCUUGCUUUACAAUUCCCACCUUUCCUCUUCACUCUUCUUUGGAUCUCUUGUGACUUUUCUGUCUUGUAAUGGGGCACUGUAACAGCGAUUUGUUAGACAUUUUUUUAUUUGCUUUCUUCAUUUCAAUCCAGUUCGAAUGGGCUGCUCAGCAAUAUUCCAAUACAACUAUGAAACAAAUCAGCUGGGACUCAUGCUGUGAUUUAUAAGGUCAAUUUUAUAAUGGUACCUUUUUUAACUCAGAUAUUAUGUAAAUUUGAAGAUGCCAGUUUGGUAUCAUGCCUCAA